Helianthus annuus (common sunflower) is the source of this 3339-nucleotide messenger RNA. RefSeq lists its product as uncharacterized. NCBI's taxonomy places the organism in Eukaryota, Viridiplantae, Streptophyta, Magnoliopsida, Asterales, Asteraceae. The transcript has 2 exons. The record is from RefSeq and is a predicted model, not a curated record. The coding region runs from base 576 to 3050 and encodes 824 amino acids.
UCUCAAUAUUCAAAAAAAAAAAAAAAAAAAAAAAAAGGAAAGAAAGAUUCGUUUCAUUACUCUGGGCACCACACUGCCAGAGUAGAAGCUGAAGAACACAGAGUGUAUUCAAUUCCACCCAACCCACCCCUUGCUUCCAUUUAUUACGCUACCACUCUGCAUUUAUUAUCACUCCACACCCUCCCCUCACACCUUCUUCGUGUAUCCUCUGUCUAGGGUUUCUAUUCCCAUUCUCCAUCAUCAACAUCAUUCUUCUUGGUCACUCACUAAUAAUCUCAUUUCACUUUCACUGUUCUUUCAGUUUUACUACUUUAUACAUACAUACAUACAUACAUACAUACAUCAUCUUUUUGUCUUACAAUCUAUAUCUACAAAAAUAGUCUAACUUUGCUUUCACAAGUUUGAAUCAAAGGUUUUUAACUCUUAAUUCUGUAACCCCUUCAAAAACCGGUCAAAAUCGGGUGCUUUUUUGCUUUAUAUUGAAUCUAGGGUUUCGUUUUUUUCUUUUUGGGGGAAAAAUAAUAAGAUGUGAAAACCUCAAAUUCUUCAAAUUCUGUUAAAUUCGCAACGUUUCGAUGCAUAUUUCACUCUGGAAACCGAUAAUAUCCCACUGUGUAUCUCUAAUUUCCGACAAAAAGAGCAGGAGAAAGUUCGGGUCGGGUCAAACCGAUGAACAACCCGGAACAGACCCAUCUGCUCGUCGAAAACUACAGGAAAAUAAGCUCCGAGAGGCUCUAGAACAAGCUUCAGAAAAUGGGUCACUCUUAAAAUCACAAAAUAUUGACGACUUUUCAGAGUCAAUUGAGAGAGAAGAUAAUAAGGGUUUAGGCAGAUCAAGAUCACUUGCAAGAUUACAGGCUCAAAAGGAGUUCUUGAAAGCAACUUCUUUAGCUGCUGAUAGAGUUUAUGAAGAUGAAGACUCUGUUCUUGAGUUUGAUGAAGCUUUGUAUAAAGAUUCUGAGAAGAUUGAUGAGUUGAGGGGGGAUGAGUAUUGUCAUUUGAGUGAUGGGAAUAAGGUAUGUCUUGAUUAUUGUGGAUUUGGGUUGUUUUCUUUUGUGCAAAGUGUAAAUUUUUGGGAGUCUUGUACUAUUAGUUUGUCUGAAAUAACUGCACAUUUGGGGAAUCAUGCUUUGUAUGGUGGUGGUGGUGAAAGAGGGACUCUUGAGUAUGAUAUCAAGAGUAAGAUAUUUGAUUAUUUGAACAUUCCUGAGAGUGAAUAUGGGCUUGUGUUUACUGUUAGCAGAGGGUCUGCUUUUAAGCUGUUAGCUGAGUCAUACCCUUUUCAUACCAACAAAAAGUUGUUGACUAUGUUUGACCACGAAAGUCAAUCGGUUAACUGGAUGGCGCAAAGCGCCAAGGAGAAGGGUGCGAAGGUGCAUAGCGCGUGGUUCAAAUGGCCGAUGUUGAAGCCGUGUUCAACGCAUCUUAGGAAACAGAUAUUGAAUAAGAAGAGAAGGAAGAAGGAUUCGUCGACGGGGUUGUUUGUGUUUCCGGUUCAGUCGCGUGUGACGGGUGCGAAAUACUCGUAUCAGUGGAUGGCGUUAGCUCAGCAGAAUAAUUGGCACGUGUUGCUUGAUGCUGGAGCGUUAGGCCCGAAAGACAUGGAUUCUUUAGGGUUGUCGCUGUUUCGGCCUGAUUUUAUCAUCACCUCAUUUUACAGGGUUUUCGGGUACGACCCGACUGGAUUCGGGUGUCUUCUGAUUAAAAAGUCGGUGAUCGGAAGUUUACAGAAUCAGUCUGGUCAUGCAGGGUCCGGGAUAGUGAAGAUUAGCCCGGUUUUUCCGUUGUAUCUUAGUGAUUCGAUGGACGGGAUGCCGGCAUUGGCGGGAAUUGGAGACGAUGAAGCUGUCGGAAAAGGUGAAGGGAUGUCGGAAAGUCACGCUGGAGCGCAUUUACCCGCGUUUUCCGGGGCGUAUACUUCGUCUCAGGUGAGGGAUGUGUUUGAAACCGAGAUGGAACAUGAUGCAACUAGCCCCAUUUUCGAAGAAACCGGAAAUCAUUGUGUUGGUGAGGUCAUGAAAAGCCCUGUUUUUAGUGAAGAUGAGUCGUCUGAGAAUUCGAUGUGGAUCGAUUUGGGCCAGAGCCCAUUGGGCUCGCAAUCCGAAAUCAUAAACUCUCCUGUACCUCCACCCUCCUGGUUUAAAGGCAGCAAUGGAGCAGACAAGAAAGGCGAUAGCAAAGAGAUCGAUUCACCACAGCACGUAACCGAAGUAUUAUCAUUUGAUGCUGCGGUUCACAAUGUCAAGAAAUCCGAAAACAUUGAAGAAAAAUCUCACGAAGCCGAAAUAAAGUCGAAUCAUACGGAGAUUCAAGAGGAACCCGAAACGAAGAAGCCGAAAGAAAGUGCGGUUAUAAGUAGAGAAACCGAAGGUGAGUUCAGGUUGUUAGGGAGAAUGGAAGGAAGUAAACGGGUGUCUUUCGGUUUGGAAGAUAAUAAUAAGUUGGAAGAUUAUUACAUCAACGAUGAAGAUUAUUACGAAGAACAAGAAUCAGAGAGACGAGAACCCGAGAUAAUUUGCAAGCAUCUUGAUCAUGUAAACAUGUCGGGUCUUAACAAGACCACACUCAGGCUUCGGUUCUUGGUCAAUUGGCUCGUGACGUCUUUGCUUCAGUUGAGAUUACCCGGUUCAGACCCACUUGUUCACAUUUACGGGCCUAAAAUUAAAUACGAACGUGGUGCAUCAGUGGCAUUCAACGUGAGGAACCGAAGCAAAGGGCUAAUUAGCCCAGAAAUCGUUCAAAAGUUAGCUGAAUCACAUGGGAUUUCUCUUGGUGUUGGGAUCAUCUGUCAUGCAAGGAUUAUACAGAGCACGAAACAGAACCGCGCUGCGAUUGAUCUUGCUGAUACUACGGUUUGCAAACCUAUGAAUAACGAUGGAAACGACGGUGGAUUUGUUAGAGCCGAGGUUGUUACUGCUUCACUCGGGUUCUUAACAAAUUCUGAAGAUGUGUAUAAGUUGUGGGUUUUUGUGGCGAAAUUUCUUAACCCGUCUUUUGCCGGAGAAAACGGUGGGGCGGAAGGUGAAGAAACAGAGGAAAUGGUUGGGUAAGUUUUUGAUGAGAGUUGGUAAAGAUUUUUGGGGUUAUGUAUGAGAUAGAAGAAUACCCGUUUGAAGAUGAUGAUGAUGUUAAUGGUGGAUUUGAAUCUGGUGCAAGUGUUUUUAUAAUGGGAAAUCUUGCUUUUGAUUUGAAAUUUUUGUUGGUUUAUUAUUAUUAUUAGUGUUUGCAAGAUUAUUGUAGAGGUAGCUUUGUACUUGAUACAUAAUAUGAUGCCCGCUAUUGCACCAUGCAUUAUUGCUCUCUCGUUGAUAAAAAAUCAGAUUCUGUUAUUCUGUUGAA